AUGGAUAAUGACUUAAGUAUUAAUGAUGUGAGAACAAGCGUUCCAAUCGUUGCCGAAAUCAAUAUUUCUGAAAACUUAGUAGCAGAAGUUGUCAAUCCCAUUGACAUAGAAUUCACACCAAAAUUGAACAUGCAGUUUGACACUGAGGAUGAAGCAUACGACUUUUAUAAUGCUUAUGGGGAUUCGAGAAUGAAAAUUGACUAUGGGCAUUUCGGAGACGUCAUCACAUUCGACACAACAUACAAGCUCGUCCAAAGCAAUCGUCCUUUUGCGGCUUUUCUUGGUUUGAAUCAUCAUCGGGAGACUGCUGUCUUUGGACUAGCAUUGAUGUAUGACGAGACUGCCAAUUCCUUUGCGUGGCUGUUUGAUUCAUUCUUGAAUGCAAUGUCAGGUAAAGCACCACAAACGAUUCUUACUGACCAAGAUGGUGCAAUGGCAAAGGCGUUGGCACAAGAUUACAAUGUUGUUGGUAACACAUGGUUGAACAAUUUGUUUGGUUUAAGAGAAAAAUGGGGUUAUCCAUUUGUUGAACAUUGGUUUACCGCUGGAAUGCGGACAACACAGCUGAGUGGAAGUUUAAAUAGCUGCUUGAAAGAGUACUUAACCAGGAAAAUGAGUAUUCCAGAUUUCUUCAUGCACGUUGACAGGCUAUUGUCAGACAAACAGUACAAGGAAUAUCAAGCUGAGUAUGGUUUACUCAGUAAACUACCUAGACUUAAACAAAAUUGUCCCAUUCUAAAACAAGUGGGCAAUAUGUACACAUUGAAGAUUUUUGAACUUUUCCAGGACCAAUUCAUAGAAGCUUGUGUGGUUGCUACCGUGGAAGGAACAAGUUUUGAUGAAAAUGGAUUACGUGUUUCUAGAGUAUCUGUUCAUGAUGGCAGUAUGGAUCGGACUGUGACAAGGUGGGAUGAUGGCUUUUUAAGUUGUUCGUGCGGGAAAUAUGCAAUGGAAGGUAUUUUGUGCAGCCAUGUACUUAAAGUACUGAAAGACGACACUCAGUAUUUCAAAGAAUUACCUUCUAUGUAUAUACUAAAAAGGUGGACGAGAAAAGCUAGGGAUAACAGCGUACAAGACAUCCGUGGAUGUGAAGUUAUUGCUGAUCCUAAACUUGAAGUACGCAGAAGGAAACACAUUAAUGUUGAAAGACAAUGUUUUGAUGUUGAACAAGAGGCAACCAAUUCAGCUUUUUCAACUGAAAGAAGUAAUAAUCAUGAACAUAAUGAAAGUAUCAUUGGGCAAGCCGUGACCGGAAGUAAUGCCAAGGGUAUAAAGAAUAAAGAAAUAGGUGGUAAGGGACCAAGGCGCAGGAAGAAGAAUAAGUUUGAACAAUACAUGCAGAGAAAAAAAAACUAUGCGAAACGAAAGAAAUCAAAUGGCAACAACAGUGUUAGUGCAGGUGUAGGUGGCAGUAGUACCAUGCCAUCUAUUACAUAUGGUUAUGACAUUCCUAGCGACGCCACUUGGAUUUACGAAGAUCAUCACCCAUGUGCACGUUUACAUUCGGAAACAAAUAUCGACCAAAUGACAUAUUGCCCUACCACUAACUUUAGUCAUCCCAGGACUCCACCAACUGAACAGGGGACUCCAUUUGUUUCGUAUCAUGAAUGCCAAUUCUCAGAUUAUCUUGAUGUUGAUCACACCGGUGGUGACUGUAAUUUGAUGCCAAUGUCGGAGGAGACAACAUCCGAGAUCAAUCCUCCAGCUCGGCAAAAUUUGUUUUGA
Messenger RNA from Cornus florida, 1725 nucleotides. RefSeq names its product protein FAR1-RELATED SEQUENCE 5-like. The coding region runs from base 1 to 1725 and encodes 574 amino acids. Gene Ontology annotation, molecular function: zinc ion binding. The record is from RefSeq and is a predicted model, not a curated record. The transcript has 9 exons. Gene Ontology annotation, biological process: regulation of DNA-templated transcription. NCBI's taxonomy places the organism in Eukaryota, Viridiplantae, Streptophyta, Magnoliopsida, Cornales, Cornaceae.